UUAGUUUGAUAGUCUCUGGCUUGACUCCCUUUGCCCCUGUACGUCUGGACCUACCCUAUUGUAAUAUAUAUUCUACAUACACCAACCAAAUGCAUCCAUUCAUUUGAUCCCCAUAUAUUGUGCAAAUAAACAUGGCGUCCUUCAAAUAUUACGCAGUCGUACUAGUAUGGAUAGCAGCUAAUAUUAUCUUGUUGGCAAAAUCAUCUAUUAUGUCGAAAGAGGAGGCAGAGGCUCUUCUCCGCACUGGUUGGUGGGGGAACACUAUUCCAGUUGACAACUCCACAAGUCACUGUAAGUGGGAAGGAAUAGCUUGCAAUAAGCUUGGAAAUGUCAUUGGGAUAGACCUUUCAAUGAAAUGUCGAUCAUUGAAUGAGUUAUUUUACUCCGACUUAGGGGGAGAGCUGGAGAAAUUGAACAUGUCUUCCUUUCCAAACUUGGCAAGUCUCAAUCUCAGCUAUUGUGGGCUCAAUGGAAGCAUCCCGUAUGAAAUCGGAAGGUUGUCGAAACUCAAUUAUCUUCAACUUUUUGGCAAUUCUCUUACAGGUACGCUGCCUCUUUCUAUGGCUAAUCUUGCCCAACUACUCGAGCUUGACAUCUCUUACAAUAGUAUCAGUGGCUCUAUCCCCUCAGAAAUUGGAAGGUUGUCGAAACUCAAUUACCUUAGCCUGUCUGGGAAUCAACUUACAGGUAUGCUGCCUCUUUCUAUGGCUAAUCUUACCCAACUACUCCAGCUUGGCAUUUCUUACAAUAGUAUCAGUGGCUCUAUCCCGUAUGAAAUCAGAAGGUUGUCGAAACUCAAUUAUCUUCAACUUUCUUACAAUUCUCUUACGGCUUGA
This is a messenger RNA of Cornus florida, 836 nucleotides long. Its product is annotated as receptor-like protein 11. The record is from RefSeq and is a predicted model, not a curated record. The transcript has 2 exons. Gene Ontology annotation, molecular function: protein binding. Lineage: Eukaryota; Viridiplantae; Streptophyta; Magnoliopsida; Cornales; Cornaceae. The coding region runs from base 132 to 836 and encodes 234 amino acids.